AUGAUGGUGUUUCCCGCUAAAGGCUUCGUUCUGAUCACUACUCUAUUGUUGUUUCUAUUUCUCUUUCGUUCUUCUUGUGACUCUCUUGAUAGAAUAACACCAAGCCAAGCCCUUAGAGAUGGCGGUAUUUUGCUCUCUGACAAAGCAACCUUCGCUCUCGCCAAUAGAGAAAACCCUCUUAAUGAUACUCCUGGAGUUUUGUCUAUCAAUACCCAUGGAAACAUGGUUCUUGGUCUCAAUGAUAUAAAUUCAAACCUGAACCCUCUCUGGUCAUCCAAUGUUUCGAUCACAUCUCCUAAUAAUACCAUUGUGAAGCUUCUAAAGACAGGAAACUUGGUUCUAAUCAAAAACGGAGGAAGGCAAAAGCUUCUGUGGCAGAGUUUUGAUUAUCCUGGUGACACCAUUCUUUUAAAUAUGAAACUCGGUUUUAAUUGGAAAACUGGUUUCAACUGGUCUAUUACGUCAUGGAGAUCCCCAGAUGACCCAAGAUUUGGGAACGUGACGAUUGAACCAACAGGUUAUCCUCAAAGAUUCAUUUAUAAAAACGGAGCUCCAUUUUAG
Molecule: messenger RNA, 561 nt
Organism: Prosopis cineraria
Lineage: Eukaryota; Viridiplantae; Streptophyta; Magnoliopsida; Fabales; Fabaceae
Product: G-type lectin S-receptor-like serine/threonine-protein kinase At4g27290
Exons: 2
Coding region: 1-561 (186 amino acids)
Source: RefSeq, a predicted model, not a curated record